CUGCGUUUCAUGAACGACAAUGGAAGAAUUUGCUGGCUUCGUUUUUACUGGAGAUGACCUUGACUUUGGUGUGGGGUACGACUACAAUAGUAGUGAUUAUGAUUACUAUAGCGACUCCUGCUGUGCUGGCAAAGUGUGCGAUCAGGACCGCAGCAUGGAGUUUGCGGCGGUCUUCAUCCCGGUCCUGUACUCAGUGGCGCUGGUCCUGGGGCUGCUGGGAAACGGGCUGGUUCUGGCGGUGCUGUGGAAGAAGAAGCGGACCUGGAGCGUGACGGACACCUUCAUCCUGCACCUGGCCCUGGCCGAUGUCCUGCUGCUGUUCACCCUGCCGUUCUGGGCUGUGGAAGUAUCUAAGGGAUGGAUAUUUGGCACUGCCCUCUGUAAGAUCACUGGAGCUUUGUUUAAGAUCAAUUUCUACUGUGGGAUCUUCCUCCUUGCCUGCAUCAGUGUGGACCGCUAUGUGUCCAUCAUUCAUGCUGUGCAGAUGUACUCUCGUAAGAAGCCCUGGGUGGUUCAGGCCAGUUGCCUGGCCGUGUGGCUCGUCUGCUGUCUGCUCUCCAUUCCCGACUGGCUGUACCUUACUGAUGCAUACGAUGCCAGACGAGGUAAGACAGAGUGCGUGCCUCUCCACCCUGUGCCCAGGGAAAACUGGCGUUCCGGUUUCCGUUGGCUCUACCACAUUCUAGGUUUUCUCAUCCCAGCCGCAGUCAUGGUCAUCUGCUACACCCGCAUCUUGCUGCAUUCAUGCUGUAGCUCUCUGAAGCUGCAGAAGCAGAGAGACACGAGGCUGAUUCUAGGCCUGGUGAUUGCCUUCUUCAUCAGCUGGACACCCUACAACCUCACCCUGAUGGCAGACACACUGCAGACCCACAACAGUUUGACCUCCAACAACGCCUCCUGCGACACGUUCACCACGCUGGACAUCUCCCUGACCGUCACCUCCGCGCUGGGGUACCUGCACUGCUGCAUCAACCCGUUGUUGUAUGCCUUCAUGUGGACGAAGUUCCGUCGCCACCUGCUGAAUAGAGACUAUGCACCGUCUGCUGAAUAGCAGGAAGGCCAGCAUAUCAGCUUCAUGUGGCCAGACAUGGUGUAUACCAUAGACAUUAGAAAGCUUGAUACAGCAUUAUCUGUCAGGUUAUAUUACGUGGCAUGCGUAAACACAGUCAACAUAUUGCUGGUGGCAACAUCUUUACUGUCUAUAAUGGGCAACACACACUGGCAAUCAGGGACACCUGUCUGAUUCCCAGUCAGAGUCACAUGUUUCUCCAUUGGCCUUCAGUGAUAGUUGCGCCCACCAAUAUGGCGGCGCUGUUUACGCAUGUUCUGGAGCCCAAUGCGGUGUCUAGCUUUCUAAUGUCUAUAGCCGAUACCACCAACACCUCUAGUCAAUUUUUAAAUGCAUGCAACUAAAACUCGUACAUAUACUGUAGCACCUUUGAAGUGAUAAAGAUAAUGUAACUCAAAACAACUUAACAAAAAUCUUUGGAAAACAUAUUUGAACUUCAUUGAAAAUUCAAUAUCAUAA
This is a messenger RNA of Sardina pilchardus (European sardine), 1528 nucleotides long. RefSeq names its product C-X-C chemokine receptor type 3-like. Gene Ontology annotation, cellular component: external side of plasma membrane; membrane. Gene Ontology annotation, molecular function: C-X-C chemokine receptor activity; C-C chemokine receptor activity; C-C chemokine binding. Bases 20 to 1051 code for a protein of 343 amino acids. The transcript is spliced from 3 exons. NCBI's taxonomy places the organism in Eukaryota, Metazoa, Chordata, Actinopteri, Clupeiformes, Clupeidae. The record is from RefSeq and is a predicted model, not a curated record. Gene Ontology annotation, biological process: inflammatory response; immune response; positive regulation of cytosolic calcium ion concentration.